AUGUCAAAUAGAACCUCUUCACAUGAUGAAGAUCUAUUAUUACAAGAUUUUAGUCGAAAUGUAACAACAAAAUCGUGGGCGCUGUUUUUCGGCAAUGCUGCAAUUGUUUCAGCUAUACCAUUAAUUGCACAAAAACGUGAAGAGGCUGUUGGUCGUGAAAUAAGUCGAUUGUUUGCCAAUGAUAAGAGUGCAAACAAAAAAGAGAAAGAUGAUCGGGUCCUAAUGCUUUUUGGACCGACUGAUACGGCGAACACUUGUUAUUCAUGCAAUCCUUGUGGUGAUAGUUUUAAUCCAAGUGUUGCUACUCCAGUAGCCACGGGUUCAUCAUCGGAUUACUGCCGUAAAACUGUUACUGGUAGUCUUGUGGUCAAGGAUUCUACAUCGUCUUGUACUACCACGGCUAUAUUUGGAAGUGGUAUUUAUUGUUGCAGUACCGACUUGUGCAAUGGUGGAAACAGUAUUCAGAAGCAAAUACCCUUAUUCGUAUUAACUGGCAUCUUUUUCAUAACAUUUAUUUAUGAAAAUCUUGUAAAUUAA
Didymodactylos carnosus is the source of this 537-nucleotide messenger RNA. The record is from the annotation of a GenBank genome assembly. NCBI's taxonomy places the organism in Eukaryota, Metazoa, Rotifera, Eurotatoria, Philodinida, Philodinidae.